CCAGUCCCUCAAAUAGUGAGAGUGCGCCCAACAACCUUACAAACAGAAGCCGACCGAAAGAAGUCUCAAGCCUAAUUACUUUCAAACACUGCUUCUUUCACGAUAAAUAAUACAGGACUGCGGUGGAAAAAAACUACACUGGGAGAAAUUUAGACUCUUGCCAUUCUGCUUUGCUGCCAUCGAUCGGAAUCGAACAGGUCCCAAAGUACGUACUUCAUCAUACUCGACUACUGUCGAGUGAUUUUCAAGAUCUAUUUGGGUUUUACUUCAGCGGAACUAAGAAUUCUCCCAUCAGCAUAAAGUAUUGCUGUUUGGACUUCAAGAUCUUGAAAGACGGAGCCUUGGAGGCAAAGAGGAGAGAACUUUUACAAAGGGAUUUGAGACCGGCGUUAGUAACGCACUGAAUAAUUAGUUCAUAUGGCUUCCUCGCCGAGUAAAAGUGCCCCGAAGGCUGACUAUCUCAUAAGCGGACCAACUAGCUAUGUCCCAGAAGAUGGACUCACGGCAAAUGCCCUGUUCGGAGGCGGGCAGGGACUCACUUACGAUGAUUUCUUAAUUUUACCCGGGUUCAUAGAUUUCUCUGCCGAUGUUGUUGAGCUCAACUCAGCAUUGACCCGGGAAAUUACGCUAAAAACUCCAUUUGUUAGCUCUCCGAUGGACACAGUAACUGAAUCGGCUAUGGCGGUAGCGAUGGCUUUACACGGUGGAAUAGGAAUUAUCCAUCACAACUGCAGUAUAGAGUUCCAAGCAGAUGAAGUUAAAAAGGUUAAGAAAUACAAGCAAGGAUUUAUCAAUGAUCCCCUUGUUCUAAGUCCACGCCACACUGUGAAAGAUGUCAUUGAAAUAAAAAAGAAGAAUGGCUUUUCUGGAAUACCCUUAACAGAAAAUGGCUGUAUGGGAGGAGUAUUGGCUGGCAUCAUUACAUCAAGAGACAUAGACUUCCUCGGGCCUGAACAGAUUGACGAGCCGCUAUCCGAGUUUAUGACGCCAUUGAAUGAUCUUGUUGUCGCUAAAGAUGACUGCACGCUCCAGGAAGCUAAUAGGAUACUUCAGCAAAGCAAGAAGGGGAAACUGCCAAUUGUGAACGAGAACGGAGAACUUGUUUCACUUAUUGCUUAUUCUGAUUUACGGAAGAACAGGGAGUUCCCGCUCGCCUCUAAAGACAGCAAGAAACAACUGCUUGUCGGCGCAGCGAUAGGGACACGCGCGGAGGACAAGCUGCGAGUAGAGGCUCUCAUACAUGCCGGGGUGGAUGUCAUCAUUCUGGACUCGUCACAAGGAAACUCGGCCUAUCAGAUUGAUAUGAUCAAAAACAUCAAGGAACUCUGCCCCAGGCUCCAGGUCGUGGCCGGUAACGUGGUAACCGCAUGUCAAGCCAAGAACUUGAUUGACGCCGGAGCCGACGCUCUUCGAGUUGGCAUGGGCAGCGGCUCCAUCUGUAUCACUCAGGAAGUCAUGGCGGUCGGACGACCUCAGGCCACCGCGGUAUUCAAGGUUGCAGAGUACGCACGGCGCUUCGGGAUCCCUGUGAUUGCAGAUGGCGGGAUAAGAACUGUUGGGCACAUCACCAAGGCGCUAUCAGUGGGCGCGUCCACAGUGAUGAUGGGCAGUUUGUUAGCGGGGACCUCAGAAGCUCCCGGAGAGUACUAUUUUUCUAAUGAUGGAGUGAGGCUGAAGAAGUAUAGAGGUAUGGGAUCUUUGGAUGCGCUCGAGAACAAGUCAAGCCAGAGCCGCUACUUCAUCGAGAGCGAGCGCAUCAAGGUAGCGCAAGGCGUGUCGGGAGCUGUGGUGGACAAGGGCAGUAUUCACCGAUUUGUGCCGUACCUUUUGUCUGGCCUACAGCACGGGUGCCAAGAUAUGGGGUGUCAGAGUCUUUCUGUGCUCCGCAGUAUGAUGUACAGCGGUCAACUCAAGUUCGAGAAGCGAUCGUCAGCCGCUAGAAUCGAGGGAGGAAUUCAUAGCCUGCAUUCGUACGAGAAGCGGCUUUACUAGACUGCGCAUGCGUGCUACCUAACUUACGCAUGCGCUCGACGUGUGUUGAACACGUUUGCGCGUGUCGUUAGCGUGUGAUGAUGAGCGUGUGAUUAGCGUGUGAAUAUCUAGGAAACUUUUGAUAUGACUCGGACAACUCUGGCGACUCCUUAAAAUCAGGCUUUAAAAACCUUUUUUUUUGUCACCCUCGCAAACGCAUAAUUUCGUGAAUACACAGGUUACAGAAUACAAAGUGCCGUCUUAGAGCUCAUGGCUCAGUUAAUCUCUUCCUCAUUGCGUCGGUGAUUCGAUUUGUCUGCUGCGUGAUGCUGUGUGAGUGUUUAAGGUUAUGUGUUGCUCGCCAGAAAUGCCGUAAACGCUUCAUAAUCUAUUCCUUAACACUUCCUAUGAGUUAUCCAUGGAAAGCAACAAUCAUCCUCAGCAUUUGCAGGUUUUGUUAAAAAAAUGCUUGACAAUAUAAUUUUAUCUCUUUUUAUAGGCGUGUACCGAAGCGUUUACCAAAUAAUAUAAUGAACAGCGCGAGAAUUGUUAGCUUUAUGAUGUUGUUUAUAUGCUGUUAUACAGUAUGAUUGUAAAGCUUGUGUUUCAGUAUGUAUGAUGGACACAUCUAUUUAUUCAGUUAUAUAAUAUCAUCGGCGGACUAUUCCAGCGAUAAGAGAGAUAUUUUCCAUUGUACUCUCAAGUUUAUAAAAAUUGUACUCUCAAGUUUAUAAAAA
This is a messenger RNA of Nematostella vectensis (starlet sea anemone), 2708 nucleotides long. Its product is annotated as inosine-5'-monophosphate dehydrogenase 2. NCBI's taxonomy places the organism in Eukaryota, Metazoa, Cnidaria, Anthozoa, Actiniaria, Edwardsiidae. Gene Ontology annotation, molecular function: IMP dehydrogenase activity. The record is from RefSeq and is a predicted model, not a curated record. Gene Ontology annotation, biological process: GTP biosynthetic process. Gene Ontology annotation, cellular component: cytoplasm. The transcript is spliced from 6 exons. The coding region runs from base 418 to 1992 and encodes 524 amino acids.